Nematolebias whitei (Rio pearlfish) is the source of this 3618-nucleotide messenger RNA. RefSeq names its product ataxin-7. Lineage: Eukaryota; Metazoa; Chordata; Actinopteri; Cyprinodontiformes; Rivulidae. The transcript is spliced from 13 exons. The coding region runs from base 258 to 3011 and encodes 917 amino acids. The record is from RefSeq and is a predicted model, not a curated record.
UAAACAGACAUGGAAGCGCCAGGUGAAGACCUCCUUACAGACUGAAUCCGGCAUUUGUUUCUCAGUAACCGCCCUGUGUCUCACUUACCUUGUCUAUCGUAUUGUUAUAUAUCAGCCUGGUGUCACAGUUAGAGCUACAGCAUUCAGAGCCACGGGAUCCUGUCCAGUGUGUGUGUAAGAAAGCAGUCACCCAAACUGAGGAUUGGCUUAUCGGGUUUAAAAUAAGAUCUUGUUUCAUAUUUUGCUGAGCGGAAAGAAUGUCGGAAAAGGCCGAGGAUGACGUCAGGGGGGAGCAGCGCCGAGCGGCCAGGCAGCAGCUGAAGCAGCAGCAGAUCCAGCGGGGAGAAGGCUCCACAGCAAUGGCGACUGUUGCGGAGCGGCGUUCGCUGCCUAGUCCUGAAAUAAUGCUGGGACAGACUUGGAGCAGCUGGGUCGACGCCGCCAAACUCCACGUACACGACGGUGCUGAAUCGGAGGAAAGUUUCAAAGACUUUGGGAAAAAUCGAGAAGCCAUGCGUUUGUGCAGAGAAGACAUGCCCAUAUUUGGUCAGUGUCCCUCACAGGACGACUUCUACCUGGUGAUGUGCAGCCACUGUGGUCAUGUCGUCAAGCCUCAAGCCUUUCAAGCACACUACGAGAGAAGACACGGUUCAACCAGCAAGCCAGCCUCCAUAUCACCCUUCUCUGUGUCGAGCAGAAACCGAAGUGCCGGCAGCGGGCUUGGGUCUGGGCUCGGCUCGGGGACUGUGGCUGGAGUGACGAGUGGAGGCAUCCUUAACCGACCGUCCACUGCCGGCUCCAGUUUAUCAUCCUCUUCAUCAUCCUCCUCCAAUCCAAAAUUUCCCAAAUCAGCCAAAGAGAAACCGCAAGGCAUUCAUCGAAGACCACCGCCCGCCCCUUCCAGAGUGGCCCAGCCUGAUAAACCCUCUGCUGUUAAGGUGGAGAAGGUGCAGCCGAAGGGGGACUCGUCAGCUAAGCAGGUGCAGACUCCAUUUGCCCCUGUCACCACCACCACCACCUCCUCCUCUGCAUCCUCCUCUAACACCACUGUGAGCUUCAAUACUGCCCUCACCGCAGCCUCCUCAUCGUCAAUAUCAUCACCAACCCUUAAACCAGGCCUUAACUGUCCCUCCAUACCAAAGCCUCCAUUACUGGCCUCAGGUCAGAUCCCUUAUGGCAAGAUCCUCCCCGUGGACAAGAAGCAGGAUAGCAGCAGCAGUCCCAGUAGCAGACGCCAUUGUAACAAGAAAGUGUCAGAGCGCGAGUUCAACCCAGACAUUCACUGUGGUGUUAUGGUUGCUAAAGCUCAGAAACCCUGCACAAGAUCCCUAACAUGCAAGACACAUUCCGUAAUUGAUCGAAGGGCGGUGCCAGGACGAAGAAAGCGCUUUGACAUUUUGCUGAAAGAACACAAGGACCGAUCCAUUGUUCAGCAAAACCCCCCUCUCAGGGACCCACACCCCUCCCCCCAGCCCACCACUGUCAACGGACCAGCCCACCAAGAUACCCCGAAGCCUUCGCCGCUUGGAAAGUCCAAAUUUCAGAGUCCUGGUCUUCCUCGAACAAACGUCAGCAAUGCAGGAGGUUCUCCUGGAGAUCCUGCAGCUGCCCACGAGUUGCUGCACCAUCCCCAAACUACCCCCGAUGGUGUUUCCAGACCCUCCAGUGAUGAGGGAGAGAAUGAAGAGCGGGAUGAUAAUGCAGAGAAACUGGACUGUCUAUAUUCAGGUUAUCACCCACGACCGGCAGCUUACUGUACCUUUGGAAGUCGACUAUUCGGGAGAGGUUUUUACUCCUUUGACAGGCGGUGGAACAGAGUACGAUGCGCCCUAACUACAAUGAUGGAGAAGCAUGUGAACUCUCAGAUGUGGAAGAAAAUUCCCUUGGCCUCAGAUAAUUCCUUUUCUGUUGCACCAACCCAUAGGACAAGCACAAACUCCCAUGGUAGCACCCCCUCUUCAGGCUUCCUGGGCCCCCCUGCCACCUUGCCCCAAACUCCUUAUGAGGGCAAGUCAGCACUCUCCUAUGGGACCACCUUAAAUGCUCACAGCUCCCUACAGGGCGGGGCUGAGCACCCGGCCUAUGGUACCACGCAGGCCCGACAAGUGUCUUCGUCGCCGCAGAUGCCUUCAGCCCACUUGUCCUCAUCUUCUUCGGUUCCUUCCCUUUCCUCAGGCCGGACGCUUAAGUCUCGUUCCUCUAGCAGCAACACCACCAAGUCCUCCUCAUCCUUCAGGCCCAAAGAGACGCCCUCUGGCUCCUCCACCCCCGUCACCCCAAACUCUGCCAGUGGAGGAAGCACUGGAGCAAACAGUAGCACCGCUAGCUUUAGCUCGGGUAAAAAGAGGAAGAACAGCUCCAUCCUUUCUUCCUCUCAUGCCUCCUCUGAAUCCUCCAUUUCUAAUUCCAAUUCCUCCUCGUUCAAGAAGAACUGUGCAAAUGUUGGCAGCUCAGGGAGCACCUACCACAGCUCAUUAGGACUGUCAUCGUCAUCUUCAUUAUCCUUCUCUCACAGUGGUGUUCACAGUGUGGGGCUUAGCUGUGGCCCCAGUGUGCGGACCAACUCGCUCAGUCUCAAGGGAGAACCUUCUGGAGGUUCAGCAGGUGGCUCCUCUGGUCCGCCAGCACGAGGUCCACCCUCGGGCAGUCCUGCAGAGUCCAUAAAGCGCAUGAGCGUGGUAAUGAACAGCAGUGACUCGACUCUUUCUCUGGGGCCUUUUGUUCACCACCAGUCCUCAUCGGACCACCACGCCAGCUUUAGCCACCACUCCUCAGAUGGACGCCUGGAGGGCAAGAAGCGCAAAAGCUCCUCAGCUUCCAGUGGCAUUAACAGUGUAGGUGGGGGUCUCGGAGGAGGAGCAGGGGGAGCAGGUGGAACUGGACCAGGUAGACCCAAAGUGGCCAAGUCACCUGCAAUCAACAACAUUCAUGGGAAGCACGGGAGAAGCCUUCCAGGAACGCCAGGUCUACCCAACAACUCCCAUUUACAUCAGCCCAAAGCUCGUCCCUGACAGCAACUUCCCACCUCUGCGUUUGAAAUGGGCAGGCGGACAGAGAAAAGUCCGGAGCAGACUGCAAGCUGUUCUGGACUGCACGAGGCCUUCUGUAAUUAAACACACAUUACUCUCAGCUUCCCACAAUCCUCAGGGUGGAGAUGAUCUGGACUGCCCAGUGAAGUAAAUGUGGUCCUUGCAAUUUCUCCCAAAGCCAUGUGUCUGUGUGUUUAUGUGUGCGAUUUGUGUGUAGAGGCACAGAAUGGAGUCUCGGGGGGGUAGAAUGAUCAAGCCAAUGAUCCCCCCCCCCCAUUUAUCCCAGUUUUCUGAGAGGUCUUCCCUUCUGGUUGGAGGUGAAAAGAGUUAAAAACAGCCACAGGUCUCGUCCUGUGGUACAGGUUAAGGGCUGACGCAACAAGCCGUCAUGAUUCAGAGCAGCUCACGAGACAACAAAACGAUCGCUUCUGUGUACGAGUGCGUGGUUGUGUGUGUCCAAGUUUUUUUUUUCUUCCUCAUGUCAGAUUGUGUUGGAGUUCCUAAUUUAACUACACCCCCAUCACCUGAUCUCAGAAGCCUUGUGAGGAGAGCCGGAGGAGGAACAAAACUGAGAACAGCAACACCUUAA